Rosa chinensis is the source of this 1753-nucleotide messenger RNA. RefSeq lists its product as uncharacterized. The coding region runs from base 340 to 1305 and encodes 321 amino acids. The transcript has 3 exons. The record is from RefSeq and is a predicted model, not a curated record. Lineage: Eukaryota; Viridiplantae; Streptophyta; Magnoliopsida; Rosales; Rosaceae.
CUUAAGACAAAAGAGUCGACGCAGCUCAGUCAAGUCUCUCUUUUUGCCCUCUAACCUAACAAAUUCAAUUCUUCUUCUUCUUCUUCCCUUCCCUCUCCUUUUCCACAAAGCCAUCGUCUACCUUUAGCUAUUGGGUAGCGUAGCUUUUCCUCUGUAAUUAACUCCCUGUGAACAUUUCUCAAUUGUUUCCUUCAUAUUCUUCUUCUCCUGCUCUCGAGAGGCUUAGGGUUCUUGGAUUUUUGCUGACUACUGCGCCGUCAUAAUUGGUUUUGCCUGGAGAAUUGGAAUUCCAUAUUUUCCUCACCUAAUUUCAACUGGGUUUUUUUCCCCUACCCUACUAUGCCAUCUCAGCAGAAAAACCCACCUGGGGAUUCGCAACCUCUGCCGCCCCAGCCACAAUUAGCUUCCAAUCAUAGUCACGCUCAACCCGACAAGCCUCCAUUCUCUAUAAGACAGCAUGUUCUUGCUUGUCGUCAGAGAGAUGUCAUUUCUAACUGGCCAUUUCCAAAGAAAUACUUGGAUAUGUGUCUCAGUCGCGGUAUCAAGGAGGUGUUGCCACCGCUUGAGUCCCAUAAAUCAGCUCUGCAAUCAAUUAGAGGAGUUGUGAGUUUGAAUUGUGCUCAGCAAGAACGUAAGGAUGAUCAUCUCUUUCGAAACAAAUCAUUGGAUACUGUUGUGCAGGAGAAUGAAUGUGAAUGUGUAUUGAACACUGAGCCAUCAAUAUCAGAAUUUUCGAUCCAGUAUUGCCCUUCAUCUCCCUUAAAUAGAAGUCAAGAGACUAAUUUAAGUCAUGAAGUUGCUUCCAGUUCCAUUUUCAUAUGUUCAACAGAUCAACCUUCAGCUACAAUACCAAGCUCACAAAACAAGAAUAGUUUUAGUCCCCAUGUUGCUUCCAGUUCCAGUGUCGUAGUUUCAACAGAUCAACCUUCAACUUCAAUACAAACUACAACUACGUUGACUUCUAUUAGGAAGCUGAGUCGUAAGGAAAGACGACGUAAUGGUAAGCAGAAGAAGCGGACGAUGGCUGAUAUUUUAGAUGUAGCUAAGCCAUGUACAGCAGAGGAUCUUCUUAGGAUUAAAAGAUUGUGCUGUGUUUCAAGCAACCCUCUUGAGCUGGGGGGUGAAGGAACGAAAUGUAUCAUUGAUGAUGAGAAUAAUUGUGAAUCUGACCUAACCAAGGAUUACUCAAGUGAAAAACUUGAAAGAGAUUGUGAAGCAGCUAAUCUCAGUAUGCGAUCCAGACAAAGAUUGGUGGUGAAGUUCAAUCUUAGCGGACGUGAAUCCAAUGUCCAAAGCAAGAUUUGAUACAACUUGGACUACUAUAGAUGGAGGUUUAGGUGGAAAAAAUUAGUUUUGAUGGCUGUGUAGGGGAGGCAUGAGAUCCCUUUCGGCGGGGGAGAGGAGACGUGUUUGCUGGCAGUCUCAAUCAAUGCCCAGGGGCAGAAGCAUUGGGUCAUUGAUGAAGGCGGUGGUUUACAUAUGUAUAUGAAGCUGAACUUGACCACAGCUAUUUUUUUUUUUUUCUCCGCCAACAAAUUCUAAAGGACCUGAAUUUUCCCCAUCAGGAUGAUAAAAGCAAAAGAAAAGCUAGUUGAUGUUUGCUGGAGAGAGAAGAGACAGAGACAGAGAGCUAGCAUCCAUCUCUCUCGAGCCUAAUUAUGUUGCAUGAGGAUAUUUGAUCAGUUUCCUUGACUGAAUCUACUCCAAUUUGUAUAGAACUUUAUGCUAAUGACGAGUUAGAUGGCUCUUUUGA